This is a messenger RNA of Gilbertella persicaria, 603 nucleotides long. Its product is annotated as U1 zinc finger-domain-containing protein. The record is from RefSeq and is a predicted model, not a curated record. Gene Ontology annotation, biological process: spliceosomal snRNP assembly; mRNA 5'-splice site recognition; mRNA splicing, via spliceosome. Gene Ontology annotation, cellular component: U1 snRNP; nucleus. NCBI's taxonomy places the organism in Eukaryota, Fungi, Mucoromycota, Mucoromycetes, Mucorales, Choanephoraceae. Bases 22 to 225 code for a protein of 67 amino acids. The transcript has 5 exons. Gene Ontology annotation, molecular function: zinc ion binding; pre-mRNA 5'-splice site binding.
CUUUUUCUUUCGUGUAUCAAUAUGCCAAAAUAUUACUGUGAAUACUGUGAUAUUUUCUUGACACACGAUAGCUCAUCUGUUCGAAAAGCUCAUAAUGCAGGCAAAAACCAUAUUCUCAAUGUACGCAAUUACUAUGCAGAAAUAAGUCAUGAUAAAGCACAGGCAAUUAUUGAUGAGAUCACAAGAGCAUAUGAUGUUGCUGAAGCAGGUAAGAUGUCAUCAUAAGAGAGAGUAUGUGUUAUCAACGCGUAGUAUAGUAUUACCUCCUCAGUAUGCUGGAUAUCCUCAACCUCCUUAUGGUGCACCAUUCCCACCUCCAUUUGGCGGUAGACCUCCACCUCCUCACAUGAUGGCUCGACCUGGUUUUCCGCCACCCUUUCCACCACCACCAGGCCAAUUUAUGCCACCACCACCUGGAUUUAGACCUCCCCCUCCUCCUCCCCCGUCUCAACAACCACAAAGACCACCUCCACCUUCUAAUACAGCUCCACCUGGAUUCUACCCACCUGGUGCUCAACCUCCCCCUCCUCCUCCACCUUCUUCUUAAUCAUAAUCAUAAUAAAAAAAAGAGAAAAAAGGGGAAUCAUGUAGAUAUAAAAAGAA